GUUGGUAGUAGCUUAACCAAAUUUGUUUUACGUGUAUAAUUUUAUUUUUUUCCAUCAAGCUAUCUUUUCCUCUUAUUAUGUUUUCCAUGGGUUCUCUUUAUUAGGAGUUUAGUGUGCAAUUAGUACUCUUGUAUUAUAUCGAAUUGCAAAACAACUAUUCUUUGUUAUUUUAGUACCGCAGAUCAGGGGGUUGUGUGCUAACAAAAUUUGAAUCAUAAAUAAUACAGAUAGGGGUACUAAUUGCAAUAAACACUUUUUAUUAAAAUAAACCUAGAGGGAAGGUAAUGAAUAAACAAUUACUUAGUUGCAAAAUUAAGAGUCAAUAAAAAUACUUUGUAAUUAUACUAUUUUAAAGGGGUCUAGAUGUAAUUAGCCAAUUAUAACCAUUAAACAACAGACUACACCUUUUUCAUUUCAUUUUGCACUGCAGUAGAAUUUUCUUCACAAAAAUCGCUUUAGGAAGAUGAGGAUUUCUGCAAUAGCGCCUCCUAUUCGUAGAGCAAUUUCUGCUAAAUCUUCUACUUAUUACGGUAUUUUUGCUGAUCCGUUCUCUUUAUUUUCUUUAAAUUUUCAUAGCAAAGAUACACUUUUUUCACCUAAUUUCAGAAGAGAUUUGAGUUGUGAAAGUGAAGUAGAUGACGUCAUUUUCUUGUUUCGCAAAAUGGUGAGAAUGCGGCCGCAGCCCCCCGUUUUUGAAUUCACCAAACAAUUGCAAGUUAUUGUCAAGAUGAAACAAUACUCGGUUGCCCUUCAACUGUUCGAUGAAAUGCGUCAAUGGGCUGCCCCUGUAAAUGAGUACACAAUGGCCAUCUUAAUUAAUUGCUGUUGCCUUUUGAAACGCGUAGACGUUGGUUUUGCUGUGUUCGGCAUCUUCUUUAAACAGGGCUACAAUGCAAAUGUUGUGACAUUCAACACUCUACUAAAAGGGCUCUUUUUAGAUGGUAAGGUGGCCGAGGCGGAGAAAUUGUUUAAGCAGCUUUUGACUUUGAAACUUUGCGCCGAGCCAAACGAUGUUACGAUUCUUACUGUGAUAGAUGGGCUCUGCAAAGCUGGACAUGUUCUUGUUGCCCAUGAUUUGCUUUUGUUAUUGGAAAAGAGUAUCUAUAAGCCCAAUGUUAAAGCUUAUAAUGCGGUAAUUAAUGGCUUAUGCAAGACCGGAACGGUAGAUAACGCACUCGAGCUGAAGUCUAGAAUGAUUGAUAAGGGCAUAUCACCCACUGUUGUCACAUAUAACUCGAUGAUUCAGGGCUUGUGCGAUUUUGGUAGAUGGAAAGAGGUCAAAGACUUAUUGAAUGAAAUGGUCAACCACAAGAUUUGUUUAACUGUUGUUACUUUCAAUAUAUUAGUGGACUCAUUUUGCAAGGAAGGAAAUGUUAACGAGGCUGAGGAUGUUUUGAAAAUUAUGAAGCAACAAAACAUUCGUCCCGAUAUUGUCACCUACACUGCACUGAUAGAUGGGUAUUGUUUGCAAGGGAAAAUGGAUAAAGCGAAAGAAGUAUUUGAUUCCAUAACGGGCAACGGCCUUAAGCCUUCCAUUGUCACCUAUAACUCUUUAAUCAACGGGUAUUGCAAGAAUGGUAAAGUGGAUGAAGCUUGGCGUCUUUUUCUCGAAGCUUCUUCUAAAGGCUUAGAGUUCCGUGAUACAAUUACCUAUACCACCAUGAUACAUGGAUUACUAAGUGAAGGUAGAAACGCUGAUGGAUGGAAACUUUAUAAAGAUAUGGAAGCUGGGCAAGUACAUCCUAAUAUACGUACUUACAAUACUUUGUUGGAAGGCUUGUGCAAGACUCGUCAGAUUUCUGAAGCGUUUUCAUUUCUAAAGAUGAUGGAAGACAAAGGAGUAAGUCCUAGUAUAGUCACAUACGGUAUCCUGAUUAAUAGUUUGUGCAAAGAUGGGAAACUUGAAGAGGCGAAAAAUCUUUUAAACGAACUUCCUUCCAAGGGGUUGGAACCUAAUAAUCACGUAUAUAAUGUCAUUAUUGGUUCACUUUGUGAAGAAGGGUUCGUAGACGAGGCAAAAGAUUUGCUUAUAAAAAUGGAGAGAAGUGGUUGCGCACCGAAUAGCAUGACAUACAACAUCAUUAUUCAUUGCUUGUUGAAGAAGAAAGAGUUGGACAAGGCAAUGCCAUUCUUAGAGGAAAUGCACAAAAAAGGAUUCUUUGCCGACGCAACUACUUCGUCCAUGUUAAUUAAUCACCUGCAAGGGUCCAAGAAAGAUGAUGUUCUUUUAGAAAUGAUGAAGAAAGUUGUUCCGAAAAUAUAAAUUAUUUAUUUUCGGUUUGUCAAGUUUAAUUAGGUUUUUGGAAUGUUGAAAAUGGAUUGUUAGUCAUUAUUGAUUUUUAUUUUCUUCUUGAAUGAGUUUAACAGAAUCCCUGGCAUCUCUGAGUUGAUUUCUAAGCU
Molecule: messenger RNA, 2400 nt
Organism: Erythranthe guttata (spotted monkey flower)
Lineage: Eukaryota; Viridiplantae; Streptophyta; Magnoliopsida; Lamiales; Phrymaceae
Molecular function (GO): protein binding
Source: RefSeq, a predicted model, not a curated record